Molecule: messenger RNA, 1989 nt
Organism: Capronia coronata CBS 617.96
Lineage: Eukaryota; Fungi; Ascomycota; Eurotiomycetes; Chaetothyriales; Herpotrichiellaceae
Exons: 2
Coding region: 1-1989 (662 amino acids)
Biological process (GO): amine metabolic process
Molecular function (GO): copper ion binding; quinone binding; primary methylamine oxidase activity
Source: RefSeq, a predicted model, not a curated record
AUGCAUCCUCUCGACCCCUUGACGCCGGCGGAGAUUGCCAUCACGUCGAUGCUGAUCAAGAACGCCAACCCGGACCACAGCGUGCACUUCAAGAACAUUACUCUAGUAGAGCCGCCGAGGAAGCAGUUGCGAAAGUUCCUCGUAGCCGAGCGAAAUGGCUUGGUCGGGCCCAAACUGGUGCGUCGCGCCUCGUCGCUGUACUACCACCGCGGCACGGCCGACUUGUUCCUCGCGACAGUCGACCUGGACGCGCAGAAGCUGGAGAAAGCCGUCCAAGUCGACGGUCGGUACCACGGCCAGGCCGACAUGGACGAAGUCAUCGAGGUCCGGGACGCCUGCCUCAGGCACCCGCGGGUCCGGGAGGAGAUCGAACGCUACGGUCUGCCAGCCCACUUCACCGUCGUCUGCGACACCUGGCCGUACGGGCGCGACUCGGACCAGCGCGACCAGCGCCAGGCACAGUGCUACUUGUACGCGAGGGACAGUUCGCACCCGGGCUCCAAUGCCUACGACCACCCCUUGCCCUUCUCGCCUAUCGUCGACUAUAUCACCAAGGAACUCGUCGAUAUUGUGCGUCUGCCAGUCGGCUCAGACCACUCCAUCGACCCGGACUUCAAGUACAUCCCGCACACCCCUAAGGAGUGGCACCACGACCUACAGACCGAAGCGAAGCGGACCGACCUGAAACCGCUUACCGUACACCAGCCGCUAGGCGCCUCCUUUAAGGUCGACGGCUACCUGGUGACCUGGCAGAAGUGGCGCUUCCGGGUCGGCUUUAACUGGCGCGAGGGUAUGAUCCUCCACGACGUUACCUACGAUGGCCGCGAGCUUUUCCACCGUCUUAGCCUGAGUGAAAUGUUUGUCCCGUAUGGCGAUCCGAGGACGCCGUAUUCGAGAAAGAGCGUCUUCGACGUUGGCGACGUCGGCGCCGGUGUUGCCGCCAACAAUCUGGCCCUGGGCUGUGACUGCUUGGGUCUGAUCAAGUACUUCUCCUUCGCCAUUAGCGAUUCGAAUGGCAAAGUGGUCGAAAGGCCCAAUGCGAUAUGUAUGCAUGAAAUCGACGACGGUAUAGGCUGGAAACACACAAAUAGUGCCACUCAGACGGUAUCUAUUACACGAUCUCGCGUCCUUGUCCUACAGACGAUCAUCACGGUUGGUAACUACGAGUAUAUCUUUAUGUGGCACCUCGACCAAGCCGCUGGUCUCCAUUAUAGGAUCCAGGCUACUGGUAUUCUCUCUACAGUGCCUAUCGCCCCUGGGCACCAGGUUCCCUGGGGAACGAAUGUCAACGACGGAGUUAUGGCUCCAUUUCACCAGCAUUGUUUCGCCCUACGAAUCGAUCCUUGUAUCGACGGAGACGGGAAUAGCUUUAUGGAGGAGGACUCGGUCGCUAUGCCGUUGGAUGAGAACAACCCUGUCGGCGUCGGCUACGUGACCAAGAAACACGUCGUGCCGACAUCGGGGCCGUCGGCCGCCGCUCCUAACCGGGUGCAUAAGAUCCUCAACCCGUCCGUUAUCAACAAGGUGACUGGGCAUCCCGUGGCGUACGCCAUCCACAGCGCCCCGAAGCAGAUGCUCCUGGCUCACCCGGGGUCGUGGCACGCCAGACGCGCCAAGUACGCCACCCAGCCGUUCUGGGUCACUUCGUAUCGAGACGGCGAACUCUACGCCGCGGGCGACUACACCUACCAGUCACUGCCAGAGGAGGUCGGCGGCAAGGCGGGCGACGUCGGCACCUGGGCUGCCCGCGGGGACAAGGUCGAUAACGAGGAUAUUGUCCUGUGGCACUCGAUCAGUUUGACCCACAACCCUCGCCCGGAGGACUAUCCCGUCAUGCCCUGUGAUACCAUGGUGGUCAGCCUGAAGCCCAGCGGCUUCUUCGAACAGAACCCGGCCCUCGACGUCCCGCAGAGCACUCAGCGAACCAACCACAGCGUCCUAUACGAGGAACGGAGUGGUUGCUGUGAGCCAAAGGACUCCAAGUUGUGA